UUUCUUGUGAAUCUAUUCCUUAUGAAAGUAUCAAAUAAUUGCUUCCAUCCUCUAAUUCUCGUUCCUAUCGCCGCCAUUGAUGGAAUAUUUGCACUAGAUCUUCUAUCUCUCUCAAUUCUCUCAUCGCCAUAUUUAUUCAACUUAGUCAAUCAAUUUAUUCACCAUAGGAUCAAUACUCCCCAAAUGAAUGGCAUUUUUUUUUACAAAUCUUGUUGAAUAAGUACUUUGCACGUCGUCAAUGGAUUCUACAAUUAUUUUUUCCUCACCAAAUGAGUUUCUACAUAAUACUUCUUGAAAUUUUGUGAAACUGAAAUCGAUGUGGUAAAUAUUUCAUUAUAUGCAAUAAGAGGGAUUUAAAAGAAUGCCCAGAAAAUUUAAUAGUUAACUAGUUUUAAAAUCCUUUCAUUCUAUAUUCGAUUUGCAAUCACAACCCUGAUAUAGCAGUUCUUGCUCAAUGUAAACUCAUUGAAAUUGCUCAGACGAGGGGAAUUUGAAUUUAUAAAGUGCUCAACAAAAUUACAAUUUGCAGAUAAUAGAGAAAAAAAUGUUAGAAAAGGGAUAGGGAAGAACGAAGAUGAUAAUGGAUUUUGCAUGGAGAUACAAUCAUAUAAAAAUAAAAAGGUUAAGUGGCUUGAACUUGUACAGUAGUGGAAGAUCAUAUUUAAAUGGAAUCGUUCCCCUCUCUUCAACUUUCAUCAAUGGGAAAAUGGAAUCGCAGAUAUAUACCCAGAAGGAAGCCUAGGCAAUACGACUAUGAAGAUCCGCCCCCAUCUCCUCCAAGACCCUAUUCUUCUGGAGUUGCUCACAGUAGGGUGCCGUCAUGGGAAAUAGACUAUUGCCAUUCUUGUAAAGUUCCUUGGAAUAAGGUGUUGGCAUCCAAAAAGUAUAUAUACAGUUAUCAUAGUGUGCUGAAUUGGGAUGGAUCUGCUGGUAAAGAAGCAUUGGAGAAUGCAAAACACCGAUUCUGGGCCAAGAUCAAUGGCCAUCUAUGUGAUAACCCUUUGCCAGACCCAAACAUGUACAUCGAUGAGAUUGAUUGGAACCCAUAUAUAGAUCGUGAGCUGAUGGAAGAUCUAGAUCUACAAAUUUUUUAUCCAGAUGAAACAGAGAAGAUAGGGCAGCUGGAUACCAUUAACGAAGAGGUUGAGUGCGCUCAAACACAGCAUGGUAAAAAGCAAUACACUAGUGAUAACCCUUGGGAAAGAGAUCAGGUGCACGGUACUGAUAAUUUAAAACAAGCGAAUGGUUGGGAUAGGUGGGAUGAUACAUUAAAUCUGAGAAAUGACGAUCCAUGGGAGCAAAGUUGCCGGAAACUUGUUGGUUCUUCGAAGGAUAAUACUUGGGGGAUUAGAAGUGAAUCUUGGGAAUGGCCCCAGGGUCUUGAAAAAACUCAGUCAUCUUCCUUUGCUGAUUGUGGACGUGGCAAGUCUUGGAAUUGUAAUGAGAAAACCAUGGCUGUUAGAGAAGACGGAUGGGGACAGGGACAUAGAGAAAACAAUUCUUGGAGUUGGGGUCCGGGGAAUAACAAUUCUACAAGAGUGCCAUUAUUUGAAACUAACAAUUCUAUAUGCUCAAAAGAGAGAGGUUGGAGGGACAACAGGAAUGUGUCUUGUGCUGUGCGGGAUGCAAGAUACGAUGAUAGUGAGGCCAAGCAUUGGGAUCCAAAUUUCAGGCAGGGUAGAUGGUCCUCUAGGGGUCAGGCAGGGUGAUAGUGAGGCCUAGUUCUGUACAGCACACGUCAAAAUAUAAGAGCUCCAGAUAUCUUGGUGACCCAUAUGGAUAUGGUCAGCAGAUCUGAAGAUUUUCAGGAACUUGGUUAAUAUUAUGUUGUUAAGUUCUUCAAAAGUUUAAUUGCGCCGGGGAAGUUACACUUUCAACAGUCCACUACUUUUUGCAAAUAGUGCAGAUCUUUUACCAUCUAUUUUACUAGGAAAAUACUUUUGGUGAAUGGUUAUUGGUUGUUUUUUGAGGUUUUGGAGGAUGCAACUGGUUCUUAAGGAUUUUGCAUUUUCUAUACACAACCUAACGAUGGACCUUUUAUUAAGAGUCAAUCCGGCAGAGAAGGGAAUUAGCUGGUGAGUUAUGGUACCUCUAGCUGCACUCUGAUUCUUUUGUGAUUCGUAAAUGCGGACUUCCGAAGAUUUUGAUGCUUAUGGUAGACUAACGUAUGAUUGGGUCAAAGACAAAACACAUCUUAAGCAAAGUUUGUUCUAGGGUUCUAAAGAAACAGGUCCUAGUUUGCAUACUGAGAAAAAAUGUAUUAAGAAACAUCUUAUAGAAGAGAGAAAUACAAUUUUGUUUGUUGAUUAAGUUUGCACUGACUUGAAAACUGUAGAAACAUCUUAAAGAA
Molecule: messenger RNA, 2350 nt
Organism: Salvia splendens (bonfire salvia)
Lineage: Eukaryota; Viridiplantae; Streptophyta; Magnoliopsida; Lamiales; Lamiaceae
Exons: 3
Coding region: 666-1709 (347 amino acids)
Source: RefSeq, a predicted model, not a curated record